CCAAAUUCCCAGCGGAAGUUGCACAUGUUAGUAUGCACUUGAAAUAAAUUUCAAUCAAACCAAUUUUUGGCUCUACAGUAGUUAGUUUGGCGUCGAACGAGUAGUAACCAUGAAUAUACGAAGCGCAAAGCCUGAAGAUCUGAUGAACAUGCAACAUUGUAACCUGUUAUGUUUGCCAGAAAACUACCAAAUGAAGUACUAUUUCUAUCAUGGUUUAUCCUGGCCACAGUUAUCUUACGUUGCUGAGGACGAUAAAGGAAAAGUUGUGGGUUAUGUACUUUCAAAAAUGGAAGAAGAUCCAGAUGAUGUACCACAUGGACAUAUCACAUCCCUUGCAGUGAAGCGCUCUCAUAGAAGACUUGGUUUGGCUCAGAAAUUAAUGGAUCAAGCCUCACGCGCUAUGGUGGAAUGUUUUAAUGCGAAGUAUGUCUCUUUGCAUGUCAGAAUCAGUAAUCGUGCUGCUCUGCAUUUGUAUACCCAUACAUUGAAAUUCAAUAUUUAUGAGGUUGAACCUAAGUAUUACGCUGAUGGAGAGGAUGCAUACGCCAUGAAAAGAGAACUGACAGAGUUUUACAAAGAUGACUCGACAACUUAUAAAAUGAAACGAAAUGAAGCCGACGAUAGAGAUGGUGAUAAAGGUAAAAAGAAAGGAAGAAAUGGGACCGACUCGGAAAGACACAUCCAUGGUGAUAAAUGUGGAGAGAAGUGUGAGGGGUCUGAAGAGACGAAGUCACUUAAAAAGGGAAAGAAGAAAAAAGAGAAAGAAACAAAAGAUAAUGGUGGAAAAGAUUUGUGUUGUGAAUGUGCAUGUAAAGAUCACCAUCACUCGGAUACCACAUGACAUUCACUGCUAGAAUAAAUUCAUAGAACAAUGCAAUGUUAGCUGCAGAGGUUUUACUCUACUUGAUUUUGAAAUGAAACGCUAGGAAAACAACAUUUAUAAAUGUUUUGUUUUACUUUUGAAAACAAAGCAUGGACAUUGAAAGCCAACAGUGAUGUGGGAGUUCUGGCUAGCCGUGAUUCAGCUUUGUUGCUCUUUACCUCAUUCGUAUACAUCGUCUUGAUUCAUGAAUGUACAUUAAACAAAGUUUAGGUAUAACUGAGAUUCUAUGUAUUUAAUUGAUUAAUACUUCUGUAUUAAGAUUAUUCAAUACCACUAAAUAUAUGUUCACAUUUCAAAUUUAUAUUAAACUGACACACUUAUGGCGAGAAGCAAUAACUUUUAAAGGGCAGGGAGGGGCAGCUUUUCUCCAAAUAUGGUUUUGUGUAUCAUGGUUGAAAUUUUACCGCCUCACAAUUUAAUUAAGAACCAACUGUCAAAACACACAAUGUGGAAGUUGAAAUUCGGAGGUGUACACUAAACUCUUUGAUGGUAAUUAGCUGGGAUAUCAAGGUCUUUCAUUUAGAAGUUAAUUUCAUCCAUUAUUCUUUCUCCUAGUUCUGAUGAGUGGUCACUGACAUAGCUAGUUACAAGUCAUAAACCUGACCUUGAAAUGUUCUUAAUUGUUUGCUAGUGUUUCAUUUUGACAUCAAGAUCAUUGGCAAUGCGAUGAUAUACAGAACCUAGGAAAAUUUAAAUUAGUUUGUCUCAUUACUGUACUAUUAUGCAGUUUUACUCUCUGCACCAUCCUAUAUUUGUACACAAACCACUUCAGUGACCUCAAGUAACUAAUGACUGGCAACAGUCAUUACCAAAAUGCCUCACAAAAUAUUCUGAUUGUGAGAAAUGCAAGUUUAACAAAUCUUAAAUACAGACAAUAUUUGUUCUUAGAGGAAUUGAGAGAUCACAUUUUAAAUGUUAAUGUGUGAAGUGUUUUUCAAAAUAUUCAUUUGUUUUGUAUAUUUUCCAUUGUUUGAUUUACAAAAGAAUAAAAGUGCAGUUGAUUUAGAUGGUUUGUUUAUUCCUAAUAAAGUACUGUAAAUG
Messenger RNA from Saccoglossus kowalevskii, 1924 nucleotides. Its product is annotated as N-alpha-acetyltransferase daf-31-like. Gene Ontology annotation, biological process: N-terminal protein amino acid acetylation. Gene Ontology annotation, molecular function: protein N-terminal-serine acetyltransferase activity; protein-N-terminal-glutamate acetyltransferase activity. NCBI's taxonomy places the organism in Eukaryota, Metazoa, Hemichordata, Enteropneusta, Harrimaniidae. Gene Ontology annotation, cellular component: NatA complex. The record is from RefSeq and is a predicted model, not a curated record.